This is a messenger RNA of Peronospora farinosa, 735 nucleotides long. Lineage: Eukaryota; Oomycota; Peronosporomycetes; Peronosporales; Peronosporaceae. The record is from the annotation of a GenBank genome assembly.
AUGGCUCCUACUGCUCCGAAAGUUCUUGUCCCUGAGUCCAUCCUCAAGAAGCGUCGUACGCUCGAGCAGGUCAAGGCCAAGCGCACUGCCAAGGCUGUUGCCGACAAGGUGCACCGCAAGAAGGUCCGUCAGAUCGCUUUCAAGAGCGCUGAGAAGUACAUCAAAGAGUACCGUCAGCUCGAGAAACAGAGCGUUGUCCUGCGUCGUCAGGCCAAGUCCACGGGCAACUUUUACGUGCCUGCUGAGGCCAAGUUUGCUUUUGUGAUCCGUAUUCGUGGUAUCAUUGGUGUGUCCCCCAAGGUCCGCAAGAUCUUGCAGCUUCUGCGUCUGCGUCAGAUCCAGAACGGUGUCUUUAUUAAGCUUAACAAAGCCACCAUCAACAUGCUUCGUCUGGUCGAGCCCUUCGUCACGUACGGCUACCCGAACCUUAAGGUGACCCGUGAGUUAAUCUACAAGCGUGGAUUUGGCAAGGUCCGUGGCCAGCGUAUUCCUCUGACGGACAACGCUAUCAUUGAGAAGUCUCUUGGUCAUGUCGGCAUUAUUUGUAUCGAGGAUCUGAUCCAUGAGAUCUUCACGGUGGGUGAGCACUUCAAGCAGGCUGCCAACUUUCUGUGGCCCUUCCAGCUGUCGUCCCCGAACGGAGGCUACACCAAGAAGCUGCUGCACUUUGCUGAAGGCGGUGAUGCCGGCAACCGUGGUGCCGAGAUCGUCAAGUUUAUUAAGCAGUGCCUGUAA